This is a messenger RNA of Nanorana parkeri, 5899 nucleotides long. RefSeq names its product kinesin family member 13B (gene KIF13B). Lineage: Eukaryota; Metazoa; Chordata; Amphibia; Anura; Dicroglossidae. Gene Ontology annotation, cellular component: adherens junction. Gene Ontology annotation, biological process: regulation of protein localization; microtubule-based movement. The transcript has 41 exons. The record is from RefSeq and is a predicted model, not a curated record. Gene Ontology annotation, molecular function: cell adhesion molecule binding; microtubule binding; microtubule motor activity.
GUCACCUCCCACCUCGCAGAGACGGAAGCCGGCGGGGUCCGGGCAGGUCCGGGGCUGGCGGAGAGAUGAGCGACUCCAAGGUGAAGGUGGCCGUCCGGAUCCGGCCUAUGAACAGGAGAGAGUUGGACCUUCAUACAAAAUGUGUGGUGGACGUAGAAAAGGACCAAGUCAUUCUUUACCCCAGCAACACCAACCUAUCCAAAGGAGAUGCCAGGAGCCAGCCAAAAGUAUUCGCAUACGAUCAUUGCUUCUGGUCAAUGGAUGAAUCUGUAACAGAAAAAUUUGCAGGACAAGAUGUUGUUUUUCAGUGCCUUGGUGAGAACAUUCUCCAGAAUGCCUUUGAGGGAUACAACGCUUGUAUCUUUGCCUAUGGACAGACUGGCUCAGGAAAGUCCUACACCAUGAUGGGCUCCGCCGACCAGCUUGGACUGAUCCCCCGACUAUGCAGCGCCCUGUUCGAGAGGACGCAGAAGGAGGAGACCGACGAGCUCAGCUUCAAAGUGGAAGUUUCCUACAUGGAAAUAUACAAUGAGAAAGUUCGGGAUCUCCUGGACCCCAAAGGGAGCCGGCAGUCCCUCAAAGUUCGGGAACAUAAGGUCUUGGGCCCAUACGUGGAUGGCCUAUCCAAGCUGGCGGUUGCAUGUUACAAGUAAAUAAAUAGCAGACUGACCAUGCGGCAUCAUUUUGGGUUGGUGUUUUGUUUUCGCACGGUAGCAGCAACCAACAUGAAUGAGGAGAGCAGCAGGUCACACGGCGUGUUCAAUAUCAUCCUCACACACACCAUCACUGAUGUCCAGUCCGGGACCUCAGGUGAGAAAGUCAGUAAGCUGAGUCUGGUGGAUUUAGCUGGAAGCGAGAGAGCCACAAAGACGGGCGCCGCCGGGGAGCGUCUGAAAGAAGGGAGCAAUAUUAACAAAUCGCUCACCACCCUGGGCCUGGUCAUCUCUGCCUUGGCAGACCAAGGAGCUGGGAAGAAUAAAAAUAAGUUUGUUCCGUAUCGGGACUCUGUGCUGACAUGGCUGCUGAAAGACAGUUUGGGCGGAAACAGCAAAACUGCGAUGGUGGCCACAGUCAGCCCUGCUGCUGAUAACUACGACGAGACACUUUCCACUCUACGGUACGCCGACAGGGCCAAGAACAUAGUCAACCACGCCGUGGUGAACGAGGACCCCAACGCCCGAAUCAUUCGAGAGCUGCGGGAAGAGGUGGAGAAGCUGCGAGAUCAACUGACGCAGGCUGAGUCAAUGAAAGCACCUGAACUGAAAGAACGGUUACAGGAGUCGGAGAUGCUCAUCCAGGAAAUGACAGUGACGUGGGAGGAGAAGCUGCGCAAGACGGAAGAAAUCGCUCAGGAGCGUCAGAAGCAGCUGGAAAGUCUCGGCAUAUCACUCCAGUCCUCAGGGAUCAAAGUCGGAGACAACAAGUGCUUCUUAGUCAAUUUAAAUGCGGACCCGGCCCUCAACGAGCUUCUGGUCUACUACCUUAAGGAUCACACGCUGGUCGGGUCCCACGACUCACAGGACAUCCAGCUGUGUGGGAUGGGGAUCCUCCCCGAGCAUUGCGUCAUAGACAUCACCCCGGAGGGCCAAGUUAUGCUGACUUCAAUGAAGAACACCAGGACUCUGGUCAAUGGGUCGGCCAUCACUAACUCCACACAGCUCCAACACGGCGACCGGAUACUGUGGGGGAACAAUCACUUUUUCAGGAUCAGUUUACCAAAGAAGAAGAAGUCCGAUCGCGAGGACGAGGAGCGGGACACCAGCAUGAGGAACAGCAGCAGCUUCGAUCAGCUGGACGCAGAUGGAGACAGUUCCAGCGAGGUGUCCAGCGAGGUCAACUUCAACUAUGAGUACGCUCAGAUGGAAGUGAUGAUGAAAGCGCUGGGAAAUAACGACCCCAUGCAGUCCAUUCUGCAGAGCCUGGAGCAGCAGCACGAAGAAGAGAAGCGCUCUGCACUGGAACGCCAGAGGCUGAUGUACGAACACGAGCUGGAGCAGCUGCGCAGGAGGCUGUCCCCGGAGAAACAGCACUAUCGCAGCAUAGACAGGUUCUCUUUUAGCUCUCCCAAUGCUCAGCAGCGCAUCAAACAGUGGACGGAAGAGAGGGAGGUGAUGCUGCAUCACAGUUUGAUCAAACUCCGGGAGCAGAUCGCCAAGGCCAAUCUCUACGUCCAGGAGGCCAAUUACAUUGCGGAUGAGAUGGACAAGAGGACUGAGUACAAAGUCACCCUGCAGAUCCCGGCCUCCAGCCUCAACGCCAACAGAAAGCGUGACGUGGUGCUCAGUGAACCGGCCAUCCAGGUGAGGAGGAAAGGAAAAGGCAAACAGAUCUGGUCCCUGGAGAAGUUGGAGAACCGUCUGGUGGACAUCAGAGACCUGUACCAGGAAUGGAAGGCUUGUGAGGAGGACAAUCCUGUAAGCCGGGCGUACUUCCGGCGCGCAGACCCUUUCUAUGACGAGCAAGAGAACCACAGCCUCAUCGGGGUAGCCAACGUGUUCCUGGAGUCCUUGUUUCAUGAUGUGAAGCUGCAGUACGCCGUCCCCAUCAUCAAUCAGAAGGGAGAGAUCGCAGGCCGUCUACACGUGGAGGUUGUCCGAAUCAGCGGAGACAUUGACGACAGGAUCGGCGGCGGCGAGGAUGGAGCAGACACUUCCACUGACAGUAAACCUCAAGAUCACAAAUUGGUCUGUAUGGUUAAAGUGCUUCAGGCCACAGGUUUGCCUCAGCAUCUCACCAACUUUGUGUUCUGCCACUAUACUUUCUAUGGCCAGCCAGAGCCAAUCAAUGUGGCCCCUGAGGUGGACCCAAGUACAUCCUCCCCCGUCGGCAAGGAGCCACAGUGUAUGGUGGUCUUCGAUCACUGCAAUGAGUUUGCGAUUAACAUCACGGAGGAUUUCUUGGAGUAUCUGGCUGAAGGGGCGUUGGCCAUUGAAGUGUACGGACACAAGCAAAAUGACCCUCGCAAGAAUCCUGCCCUCUGGGAUCUGGGGAUAAUACAGGCCAAAACACGCAGCCUGAGGGACAGGUGGAGUGAAGUCACCCGGAAGGUAGAAUUGUGGGUACAGAUAUUGGAACUGAAUGAGAAUGGAGAUUACGGACCGGUAGAAGUUGUCCCCGCUAAAGACGUACAGACGGGAGGCAUCUAUCAGCUGAAACAGGGUCAGUCACGUCGUCUUCAGGUGGAGGUGCGCUCUGUGCAAGACUCUGGAACCUUACCUCUGAUAGAAGAAUCCAUUUUGUCUGUGUCAGUCGGCUGCGUGAAAAUUGUCCAUGCAAAGUCUGGAAAGUCUCAGGACAUACACCAGGACAGCGGGGAGGAUAUUGACAGCUACCAGGACCGGGAUCUGGACAGACUGAAGAGGAAAUGGUUGAACGCUCUCACCAAGCGCCAGGAGUAUUUGGACCAGCAACUGCAGAAACUCGUCAGCAAGCCAGAUAAGACAGAAGAUGAUGCAGAUCGGGAAGCGCAGCUCUUGGAGAUGAGACUUACUCUGACCGAAGAGAGGAACUCCGUCCUUGUCCCGUCAGCCGGAAGCGGUAUUCCUGGAGCACCGGCAAAUUGGACGCCGGCUGCCGGAAUGGAGACGCAUAUCCCUGUUAUAUUCCUCGAUCUCAAUGCGGAUGAUUUCAGCUCGCAGGAUAAUCUGGAUGAACCAGAGGCGGCCGGAUGGGACGCAACACUCACCAGCGAAGAGGAAGACGAGUUCUUUGAACUGCAGAUAGUCAAAUUCCACGAGAAUGAGGUGAAGGCGGAGGCCUCCUGGGACUGCACCGUCCACAACUGCCCGCAGCUCAGCAAAGGUUCCUCCGCAGACGAGAGAGUUUACCUCAUUGUCAGAGUGACGGUGCAGCUGAGCCACCCCGCCGAGAUGCAGCUGGUCCUACGCAAGCGCAUAUGCGUCAAUGUCUACAGCCGCCAGGGUUUCGCUCAGAAUUUUCUAAGAAGAAUGGCUCACCGGAGCAACAUCACAAGCUGCGGAGUUAUUGUUGAAAUCGUCUCCAAUAUUCCAGAGGACUCUCAAAGCUCAGAAGACCGAGAAGCUCUGGCACGCUUGGCAGCAAAUGCAGAGGAUGCCGGCUCUGCGGAUUCUGAAGCGCACAUGGAGAAGUAUCUGCGGAGUGUCCUGGCUGUAGAGAACAUACUUACCUUGGAUCGGCUGCGUCAGGAGGUGGCAGUGAAGGAGCAGUUAUCAGGGAAAGGAAAGCUGCAUCGGAGGAGUUUAAGUUCACCCAACGUGAACAGACUAUCGGGCAGCCGACAGGACCUGGGAGGAGGUCAUCAAAGCCUGGCCAGUAACAGGGGCCGAUGGGAGAGCCAGCAGGACGUAUCCCAAUCCUCGCCCCAAUCCGGCCACAGGGGCACAUCACCCCGGCGCUCCCAGAAUGUUCCCUCUGAAAACAACCAGUCACAGGAUCAAGGCAACAUGACGUCUACCUACCUGAACCCCGUGAAGUCCUUAGUGCCUCAGAUGCCGAAACUCCUUAAAUCUCUGUUUCCUCAGCGGGACGAGAAGGGCAGACAGGCGGCCGCCGCGCUCGGCCCUCAGCCAGUCCCUCGUAUUGUAGUCCAGUCUGCGAGUAUCGAUGACGCGGCCUUCAAACCAAAAACGGUUGCCCCUGAAGAACGGACAGUAAUCCGACAACCGGUGAUCGCUCGUUCACCAACACAAGAGAAGAAGACCGAGAAGUCAUCUUCAGUGCCUUCACAGCCCAAACUGUGCGAGUCUCCAGUACAGGAUCCCCCGGAGGGGCCCCCAAGUCCCAUCAGUGAAGCUUCCAGUGGGUACUUUUCCCACAGCGUCUCCACCGCCACUCUUUCAGAGGCGUUGAAUACAGGAAGUGAGGCGCCUACAGGUCAGACACUAAGCCCAACAGCUACUGACGUUAGUCCACCCAGUGUACCUUCUGCUCAAAAGCCCUCUGUGAAAGAAACCACGAGCAAAAUCGAUGCCGUCCCAGGCGCGGCUCAUCACAAAGCUGAUGUUGGGCCUCAAGAAGAUAUCCCGGCUGGCCAUACAAAUGUUAAUGACUCGGCAGGUUCUGUCCUUGAGGAUCGCAGCAAGCCAAGUUUGGCGGAUCACGUUCGGAAACACGAGGAGCUUCUUCUGACGAGUUUGGAAGCCCAUCACACUACAGUCAUCUCGACACCGGAAAAGAUCACCGCGAGCACCUUAUCUUCAGAGAUCCGGGGGGACGCACAACCGGCGCCCGUGGCCGAGCACCAUCACCAAACCAAAGGCAUCGCGUCUCCGUUCAGGAUACAGAAAGUAAGGCCGUCGGAGCUGAAAUCUUUCAUGCAGAUGAUCGGGGACGACCUCGGGGAUGCGCCUGGCUCAGAAAAGCCGGCGAGCGCCAGCGGAGAAGACAAAACGGAAGUGACGUCCGAUUCCGAGGAGUGCCAGGAGGUCCCCGAAUGGUUGAAAGAGGGCGAAUAUGUGACUCUUGGGACAAAUAAGACCGGCAUAGUCAGAUACGUUGGCUCUGUGGAUUUUCAAGCGGGGACCUGGGUUGGCGUGGAGCUGGAUUUGCCGGCAGGCAAGAAUGACGGCUCCGUGGGCGGCAAACAGUACUUCAGGUGUAACCCCGGCUACGGCGUCUUGGUGAGGCCCGACAGAGUCAAGAAAGCCACGGGCACGGCGCGCAGAAAAAGCGCCGGGCUACGGCUGCAAGGAACAGCCGCCGCCGAGAUCCGAAAGGGCGCCGGUCUCUCCGGCUCUGCCGGGAACCUCGCCACGCUGACUGCCCUGGCGAAAUCGGACCGAGCCGCGAGCCUGAGGGCCGACGCCCAGAAGAAGGCGGAGAACCGGAAGUCCUGGGCCAAUUAACCAAGCGGUUGCCGCCGUAUUGCAACGCUGCGUCUUUAACCUACCGAAGAGCUUCCGCAAGGUGGUCAUCCCGG